Messenger RNA from Funneliformis mosseae, 680 nucleotides. Lineage: Eukaryota; Fungi; Glomeromycota; Glomeromycetes; Glomerales; Glomeraceae. The record is from the annotation of a GenBank genome assembly.
GCGCAGAGGAAUUAGCGUCAAAUUUGUUUAUUUUUUCAUCUUUGAUCAUAAUAAUAAGGCUAUGCAUUGCGAGACUUUCAACAAUCCUUCAUACUACCAUCAGCAUCCUCGGAAGAUUGGUAAUUUUGCCUCAGAUGAAUGUAUCUGGUGAAGAAGGUUCUGGCCGUGUCGACUACGCAAUCAAGAAAACGUCAUUAAUUGUCAAUGUAUCUAGCACCAUUACAGAUCAGUGUAAUAAGAGGUUCCAUAAAGACCAGAUCACUUUUCUGCCAUCUUGUGUGAGUGAUCAGAAAUCAUCAGAUGAUAGGAAAAUGGAUACUUUCUUGGAUUAUACAGAUAAGAAAAUGUCAUCAUCAGAUAGUACAGAAACAACCCUGCCAUCUACUUCACUGAUAUCGCUAAAAGAAUCUUCGGAUUCAAAAACUGAGGAUGAACUACUGGAAGUUAAAGUAAGUGCAUCCAUUGAAUCCGAUUCUCUCAGCUCAGAAACCAAUCAGAAUAGUGUAUUGAAGAUGCAAAUGGAAGCCCUAGUUUCAGCUGAAGAGGACCCUUGGGAGAAGAUAAUUAGAGAAACUUUUAAGAAGGAUGGGAUAGAGAAAGAAAGGGAGAAAAAAACGUCAUCAAAUGUAGUAACUCCAGUUAAGGGGUUGCGUAGCAAUCAGGCAAAUGACUACGAUGAU